Folsomia candida is the source of this 2237-nucleotide messenger RNA. RefSeq lists its product as uncharacterized. The transcript is spliced from 7 exons. The coding region runs from base 147 to 1754 and encodes 535 amino acids. Lineage: Eukaryota; Metazoa; Arthropoda; Collembola; Entomobryomorpha; Isotomidae. The record is from RefSeq and is a predicted model, not a curated record.
UCAGAGACGCAGUAGCAAAAUAUUUAUUUGUCGCCAAUUAAUUGAUCCGCAAUUUUCCUUCGCCUUCCUCCAAUUCACAAUUUCUGUCCACAAAUCUGUGAGUUGGAUUUGAUUCAAAGAUCAAGAAAGACACACAAUUUACCAAGAUGGAGUUGCGGUCAUUCUCUUCGACAAGGCAGAGAACCAGUCUUCCAAAUUUGACUCCCCGCAAUUUUACCGAUAAUAGCAGCGCCAUGUCGAAAGCUCUGAGAAAUCCAUUGAUUCUCGACAUUAUUUUCUCCCAGCUUAACAACUUCGACUUGAGAACGGCUCGUCAUGUGUGUCGCGAGUGGGGCGACGUCGGCGCAGGUUUGUUGGGAAAACGAGCCUUUUUCCACGUCAACCAACUUUUCCGCUACAACGGCUCAGAAUUGUACCAGGUGAUCCCUGCUAACGACAAACUGAUGCGAAACCUUAUCAUCUGGGACGAUUUUAACCCCUCCGUCCCCAGCAAAAAGACUGCCAGCGUCAUAACCAAACUUUUUUCCGAACUCUCCUCCAACGUGCGCGAAUUCACGAGAGAAAUCGCGUUUUACAUCACGCUGAAAAAAUUCGCGAUCGCGUUUCUGAAUGGUUUGCGAACCCUGAAAUCAACCACGAAGAUCCAACACAUUUCCAUCUUUAUCCAAUCGACAAACCCAUUGGUGGACAAAGGUCGGAUUCAGACCCUUCGGAAAUUGCCCCUUCAAAGAAACUUGACUUCAAUAACGUUCGAAAUUCCUCCACCAAUUCAAGAAGGGGGAUCUGGCAUUCACGCGUUUCAGCCUUUGCUCCAGGUCUUGAUCGACUCUGCCCCCAAACUGACCUCGUUGGACGUGACGGCCUCCUUUUUGAGUUUAGAGGGAUGUAGAAAUCUCAAAGUUUUGAAAUUUCUCUUCGCAAAUUGUAAUCACGAGGAGUGUCAUAACUUCAAGUUGGCCUCCGUGGCCACCAUGUUGACUUCCGUGAAGGAUUCGUUGAUCGAGUUGGAACUGGGCUAUGCUGACGUGCACGUAUUUUCUAUUGGUCUCAUUCACGAUCCGCAAGCCGGCCGUUAUCUUGACGUCCCCGUCAUGCCGAACCUUGUCUCACUCACCAUCACUCCGCUGUAUGUCUACCCAAUCCAGAAUUUCUUUGAUGAGAAGCAUUUCCCAAAACUGAGAAACGUGUCGCUCAAAAAGCACCAAUUCGAGGUGAUCCAGUUAUCAAGUCAUCUUCUAAACCUAUGGAAGCCACACCGAGGAGUUGAAUAUUUGGCGCUGGAGGCACGCGACUAUUGCCGGGAUGACAGGAAAUUUGGGGAAACGAUUGUUCAAUUAUUCCCGAAAGUUACGAAACUUGAGGUGGCAUUGAGCCAAUGUGAAGAUGACGUAAACGAGGUGGUGGAACCGCUGAAAGUAUUGAAGUUGGAAGAGUUUAAGCUUGUCUUGUGGCAUGUGAACGUUGCCUCCAAGCUGGUUAAAGUUCUGAGAAGUUUGGCGAUUUGGAAAGGCGUUAAAAGUGUCUACUUCAAGUGGGGUUGCAUAGAAAAGGCCGACUUUUCUGCUUCCAUUCAAGACAUCAUCUUGUAUAGUAGAGGAUUUAAAAGAGUGGAAAUCUCGGGAUUUGUGGCCCGGGAUAUUGUGAAAGUCAUCCGACCCAUUUUUGAGGCCAGUGGUGCACCCGUGGAUUUUAGGGGAGGUGUGUACCGUAAUAUGAAUUUUGUGAUAAUGGUAGGAGGAGCGGUGGAUUUGUAAUUUGUGUGGUUUUUGAGGGUUACACUGUUUUAAUGUUUUCCACUUAGAUAGAUACAGAAUUUCAUAAAUUAAUAGUACUUAAGGGGUGAUCUGAUACAGUCUCACCGCUACCUGACGGGGAGUGUGUAACUAUGUCCUCCCAUAAGCUCCCAUGUUAUAGUUUUAAAAACUUUCAGCGUCGUCAAAAGACAAUAAAUUUCCAUUUUUUGCACCAAUCGACGCGUAUAUUUAGUCCCCACAAAGUUACUGAAGUUUUAAUGGAUACGUGGAGUAUACACGGAGAAAUGAAGCUUUUUCUGAUUUUUUUUGUGAAAAGAAUUAUGGUGUGACCAUGAAAGCGACUUUAAGGUCAAACUCCAGUAACUUUGGGAGUUGAAUAUUUUGACACAUUUUGCAACAAAAAAAUCCGAUAUUAAUGCAAAAAUAAAUGUGCCCAAAUGUUUUGAAAACCUGGUUUUUAGAAAUUACGAAAUAAACAUGCCC